Owenia fusiformis is the source of this 1325-nucleotide messenger RNA. NCBI's taxonomy places the organism in Eukaryota, Metazoa, Annelida, Polychaeta, Sabellida, Oweniidae. The record is from the annotation of a GenBank genome assembly.
GGCUAUGUAUAACGUGGGUUGGGUUUUGAUGUGGAUUUUUUCAAAUACACCUGACCAUAAAACAUUUUUGAGAAAUAAUUCACUGCGGAUGGUGCAUUUUGCAUGAUGAUGAAGGCUUUGGAUUUUCUACAAUUUAUUGGAUGCGUCCUUGCCUUGGCUUUCUUUUCGUCAAGUUCUGGGCUCGACUCGGCCGAAAUCGAAGAAAAUCGUAGCUUAGAUAUUGAGUUAUUGGACAACGAGGUUCAACUUGUCGAGAAAAAGGAGCUAAAGAAUGGGUUGCUUACAAUGGAACACAUUAUCCAGCGAGAGAGGACUGACACUACUGGUGAUAAAAGUCCCCUUAUGAACCUCAUGGAGGAGAUGGUCUUUGAAAAACGAUCCAAAGAAAAGAGCUGUCUUCAGUACGACGGUUGGGCGAUCGAAUAUUUUUAUAAAAUAGCUGGGUGCAAGAUAGAGGUGGACAUGGAUAAUAAGUGCACAAUAGUGUAUGAUUGUCCAAAAGGUUGCAUACCAGAAUCGAAUGACGGAAAGCUGUACAAAAUUGGAGAGAAAUGGAAGAAAGAUAAAGAUGUAUGUGAAUGCGUUUGGCCUCGAUUCCUCUAUUUUGACGUACCUGGCGUUCCGUCAGGAGGUGUGCCUCUACCCCCUGUCAAAAUGUGUCGACUUGAAGGGUGCGAGACCGAGGAUGAAAAGUUCUUAGAACCGAAGCGAAACUAUAUGAACCACCAAGGCCACGUAUGUCGUUGUGUCAAAGGGCCUGAUCCAUACUUAAUGGACUUCCCGACAUUGUUCCAUAUCCAGUGUUAUGUAGACGCGGGUGGAACCCCUGAUGUACCCCCACCCGGAGGUGUUCUAGAAGAUAGUAUACCAGCUGAGAUAACAGACAAUAUGGAAGAUAAUGCCUUGAAUGACUUUAAGCCAAAGAAGAAACGUCGGGGGUGCAUGAGAAAUCAGCCAAUUUGUACGACAGGGAAGAAAUGUUGCGGUUGUCCGAGAAUGUUUAUUGAUCCUUCAACUGGGGAGACCAGUUUUCCCAGAGAUGUAGUUAAAAAGGGGUUGUGUAGAAAAGUACGCUGCCUCAACAAGAAAUGCAGAGGUCUUUGGACCAAAAAGAAAAAGAAUGGAAACUAAUUUCAGAUCAACAACAACAAACAACUAACGAUAACGAAGAUGGAUUAUUUAUACCUACACCUUUUAAGACUGUGCGAGAAUCAAGAAUACGAUGUCUUCAAUACAAAGCCAUUUUAAAUCUAACGCAAAACAAUAACUUUUUAACUCAAAAGAUCAAAAAUUCAAAUUUGUGCAAUUUAUGCAAUAAUAACCAA